AUGCCGACAGAAAACGUCAUCCUCUCGUCGCCAACCGUAUGGGAAUCUUGGAUUCAAAUUAUCCAGGCAAAGGCCGAACGAAAGGGAAUCUGGGGCAUCAUCGAUCCAUCAAAAACAGAUGCACAUGCCGAUGAAAUGCUUCCAGAACCUACAAAGCCCGCGCCCCCAGCAGCUGACGACAGUACGUUCGCCGCGCAAAUGACCUGGAAGAUGACAUAUGAUGAAUACAAGGACAACAAGGUCCUAUUCGACAAGCAGAAGGAAUCACUGCAGGACCUACGUAUUUUCAUCCUACAAACUGUAGAUACGAAAUACACCACGUAUACCUACGGCAUCUCAUCAGCACGCGAUCUACUUGCUAAGCUCAAGAAAUCCAUCGCGCCAUCAGACGAAGCACGCCGGAACGAAAUCUACAACCUGUGGCAGAAGCAGAAGCACUACCCCGCUGAGCGGACUAUAGAAAAAUGGCUAAUGGACUGGGAAACGUUGUACAGUGAUGCAUCAAGACUACAGCUGCCUGAGGCCAUCGGCAACCGUGCCCAAAUUGACUUUCUACUGUCCCUAAUGGGAAAACAUCCAGAAUUUGCAGGCUACUGGCGCCAGGAGAUGAUACGCCGAACGGAUGCCAAAGAAUCAGCACCUAGCCUAGCAGAUCUAGUCAGCAAGUUUCGAAUGCAGCGGCACGAGAAACUAGCGUCCCAGGGCAAGGACUCCCACUCGGCCUAUGCCACUACGUUGCAGGGCCAGGAAAUCAAACCAAAAACCAAUUCCCCUAGGGCCCUGACGCCGUGCCUAUGCGGAGAAACCCAUCUAUGGCGUAACUGCCCGUAUAUCUGUGCCAAAAAACGUCCUACGGGCUGGCAGAUGGAUACAGGAAUUCAGGGAAAAGUGAAAAAAGCACUUGAGCAACAGCAUCCAAAGAACCAGGAGCGGAUUCGAAAGAUGCAGGAGGAAUUUAAGGGCCCUACUCCUGGGGCUAUCUCUGCAUUCGCAGUUGCAUUCUCAGCACCAGAUCGUUCCUCUACUCCACCAGCUUUGUUUUCAACGGCCCCACCGUAUCAGCUACGGAAUUCUGUUAUCCUGGAUUCAGGUGCUACAACGCACGUGUUCAAUGCUGCGCAUUGGUUUACGGGCAAUAUUGAACAAACAGACAUUGCGUGCUACACAGGAAAGGGUGUAGAAUCUAUCACGGGAUUCGGGACAGCAAAAAUCGCACUAGAAAGCUCAAAUGGCAUACACUACGCCAUGCUUUCCGAUUCCGCCUAUAUU
Mytilinidion resinicola is the source of this 1269-nucleotide messenger RNA. RefSeq lists its product as uncharacterized. The record is from RefSeq and is a predicted model, not a curated record. The annotation marks the transcript as partial. The transcript has a single exon. Lineage: Eukaryota; Fungi; Ascomycota; Dothideomycetes; Mytilinidiales; Mytilinidiaceae.